Molecule: messenger RNA, 2790 nt
Organism: Ictalurus punctatus (channel catfish)
Lineage: Eukaryota; Metazoa; Chordata; Actinopteri; Siluriformes; Ictaluridae
Gene: hoxd3a
Product: homeobox D3a
Exons: 4
Coding region: 712-1899 (395 amino acids)
Biological process (GO): regulation of transcription by RNA polymerase II
Cellular component (GO): nucleus
Molecular function (GO): DNA-binding transcription factor activity, RNA polymerase II-specific; RNA polymerase II cis-regulatory region sequence-specific DNA binding
Source: RefSeq, a predicted model, not a curated record
AGAGAGAGAGAGAGAAAAUAUUUUCUAAUAUAUUUGUUCAUUUUGCUUUCUAGGACCAAGUGUUUCAGAGUUUCAACAUACAGAAAAUAAUUUGCAGUGGAAGUAGUGCUACCUAGGACCAAAACUGUGAGGGUUUGCGCCAGCCCUGAAUUCCUUUUUUGUUCGAAGACAAUUUACAGCUUGGCAAUAGAGAUUUUUAUGGGCCUGAAUCGCCUGUCAUUGGAUGCCACUGGUCAUGUGCAAGAGGCAAGCGUCUUCAUGGCCCCCUUUCCUGAUUUUCAAGCGAUUUUUUUUUUUACCGCAUUCUGCAGCUAAAGCGUUGUAACCCAAAGACAUUUUCUCUGCUCACAUGUUUGUUUUGAGUAUUUGUCAGAAAGCCUGAGUGAGAUGCAUAUAUAGCCAAUGAGCGAUUCUAUAGCUUUAUAGCUGUCACUUUGUGCUAUUCGACGCUAGAGCUCGUACACAGACUAUAUCUGGCAGGACAAAACACAAAAUGCUUAAUAAUAUCGGCAAACGACACACAACGGAAGACAUGGAUUAUCCGGAUUCAUUUGGUCCUGGACCAAAUAAUGAGAAGCGCUUGAGGGAAAACAGAAAACAGUGCAAUAAAGGCUACGAUCAACGUUCAAAGAACCGGUGGGAAGUCCCAAUUACAUGACACAGAAGCCCAUGCCAUUGGACAAACAUACCAAGUAGUGAAAAAUCUUCAAAAUGCAGAAAGCCACUUAUUAUGAUAACGCUGGACUUUUUGGAGGCUACUCAUACUCAAAGUCUGACUCAUAUGCGUAUGGGCCCGCCCAUCAGUCCUACCCCACCUCCAGCAUAGAAAAUGACUAUCAGGGUCCCAUCUGUUCAGUACAAUCUACAACAGUCCGGCCGCCGGUGCACAAAAACAGCGACAUCAAUGGCAGCUGUAUGCGACCAAAUGGUAGCCAAGGCAGCCAACCAGAGAGUGUUGGUGACCAACAACAAGCGUCUCCUUUAGCACCCACCUCACCCAACUCAAGCAGCACCACCACCCAGAAAAAGAAAUCUCCCAACAACAAUGGCUCCAACACUGCCACCCCAGUCAUCACCAAGCAAAUAUUCCCAUGGAUGAAGGAGACGCGUCAGAAUUCAAAGCAGAAAAGUACCAACUGCACAACUCCAGGAGAGACCUGCGAUGACAAAAGUCCACCUGGUCCGGCCUCCAAGCGUGUGCGCACUGCUUACACCAGCGCCCAGCUCGUGGAGCUCGAGAAAGAAUUCCACUUUAAUCGUUAUUUAUGCCGACCACGAAGAGUCGAGAUGGCCAAUCUGCUCAAUCUCACCGAGCGCCAAAUAAAGAUCUGGUUUCAAAACAGGAGAAUGAAGUACAAAAAGGAUCAGAAAUCCAAGGGAAUAAUGCACUCUCCCUUAGGACACUCUCCGGACAGAAGCCCGCCGCUAAGUGGGCCCAAUCACGUUGGAUAUUCUGGUCAGCUUCCAAAUGUAAACAGCCUGAACUAUGAUGCCCCGUCUCCUCCGUCAUUCGCCAAACCUCAGCAAAAUAUGUACGGCUUGGCUGCGUAUACGGCGCCGUUGGGCGGCUGUAUACCGCAGCAAAAAAGGUACCCGGGUGCAGAGUAUGAGCACCACGGCAUGCAAGGGAACGGAAGCUUUGCCAAUGCUAAUUUGCAAGGCAGUCCUGUGUAUGUUGGGGGAAAUUUUGUUGAUUCGAUGCCAGCUUCGGGCCCUAUGUUCAACCUCGGUCACCUUCCUCAUCCUUCAUCCGCCAGUGUGGACUACAGUUGUGCCGCUCAGAUUCCGGGCAAUCACCAUCAUGGACCGUGUGACCCUCACCCCACAUACACAGACCUCAGCUCUCACCACACUUCUCAGGGAAGGCUGCAGGAAGCGCCGAAACUUACUCAUUUGUAAGGAUCUCACGUGCGUGUGCCCAGGCGAAGUGUCGCUUUUUAUUACCUCAUGAGUUAAAAGUAAUUUAUAUAACUACACUUCGAGAGAGACACAAUGUAUUACUCCUGUAUUAUUAUAGAUAGUACUAUUACUGCUAUGACUGUAACAAUUUUUUAAGCUGUGGUCCAUAUCUCUUGACUGUUGAAGAUGCUUUGUUGUCAGUCGUUCAGAUCUUGAAAGAGCAGUGCGUGAUAUGAACGAAAUUUCAUAUCUUAUUACUUGAAGGUAAGUUCUGUAGAUUUUAAAAUAUUAGGGUCCCAUCUUUAUAGGGAUGGAAUUUGUAGGUAAAAUAUCAUUGCCAUUGUUAAGUCGUCUGUUAGUCAUUGGUACCACACAGUUCACACUAAAAAUGUCAUUAUUUAUUAUUUUCAUCUAAGAUGUUAUAGCAGACAUUUAUCACUAUUGUAUAUUUAUUAUUUAAGACUUUUGUAACACAUAUUAUUUAUCUUUUCAUGUGGACUAUUUAUAUGGAUUAUAGUAAAAGUUAUGCAACCUAAUUGGGGAGACUGCGUGCGGCAUUAUCAACACAAACAAAACGAUAAGAUGUGACUGGCGUAUUUGUCUUUUCUUUUUCUUUUUUUAAAGUUUUGUUUGUUUGUUUGUUUGUUUUUGUUUUGUUUUUUUGUUUUUUUGCUGCAGAAACUCGAAAACGGACGGAUUUAUGUGUUGUUUUUUUUCCAAACGAAAACCUGGCACGUUGUUUUUUAUUCUCCACAUUUUUGCCCUAACCACCCAUAACACAUUUUAUUUCGUGAGUGAACAGUCCACGCGCAAACUGACAAAAUGGUAACGAUAUGGAAAUGUUAUAUUUUAUUGUGUUAUAGAUUUUGUAAAUAAAGUGCUUAAACUGAA